AACGCGCGCGGCACACGCAACACUCACAACGCACGCUCGCUCGCUCGGCGGUGUGAACGCCUCUAUCUGGAGGGGAGAGAGAGAGAAAAAAAACCCUACGGGCUGGCGAUCGACGUUGAGACGCACACACACACAGCGUGUGUACGUGUCACGCGCCUUAUGAUUUAUUUAUUUAUUACUAGGGAUGUCCCAGUCAUCCUCCACGUGCCGCUGUGAAGAUUAGGAGCAUUUGGACGCAUUUAUCGCAUGUGUGUGUGUGUUCGUACGUCUCCGCAAGCACUGACAAGAAGGACGCGCCGGUUGAAGCACAUUUUCUUCGUUGGUUCAUCUGGCGAAAGAUAAGCUGGGAGAAGAUAUUUAUACAAAAUGUUAUCGUCUUUUUAGUUUUCUUCACGGUUUUUCCUCUCUCUCUGAAAGCUGGGCAUGCCUUCGGACAGCUACGACAAAGACAGCCUCGAUCAGUUUAUUUUAUUUUAUUAAGGACGAAUUUAUUUUUUCACUCUUUGUGAUGAUAAAAUGACUCCGCUUAAGUAGCCAAUUACUUUCUCUUGCACGGCUCAAGCUCGCGUUACCCAGGGAUGCAAGCAUCGGCACAGGUGGCACCGCUCGGAAUGAUGCGGAGGGCUCACGAGCAGGGCACGCAGCAGGAAAAAUCAUCUCGCAGGAAGCCGCAGUCAGCCGCUUUCCUCCUCCGCCGCCACCGCCGCCGCCAGUGACUCACAAAGUUCAAUCGGGUGGACGCUGUGGGAGCUCGGGGCUGUUGGGGCAAGAGGCCACCGUCCCUGGCACCACCGCCGCCGCCGCCGCCGCCGCCGCGUUUGCGCGCACGUUACCCUGAAUAUGAAUCACGGAGAGGAAUGCAACAGCCGCUGGAUGAGGGAACCGAGUCGGAUUAACGCCACCCCCCUUGGGACCUUUUUGACAUGAGGGCCAGAAAAUCGAGCUGCGGCACCGGGAAAUCCGGCCACCCUCCGUGAUGCGCACCAGGAAUCUUUCCGAAAUGGUCACCGACAUGAUGUCGUCGUCGCCGAUCCCCCCGGGGGAGCUGGCCGCGGGCGUCGCUCCACCGCGGGACAACUCCUCAGCCUCCGAGGGCCCCUCCUACCCGCUCGCCCUGCAAGUGGCCCUCACCAGCCUCCUCACGCUGGAGAUCGUGCUGGGCCUCGGCAGCAACCUCAUCGUGCUGGCCCUCUACUGCGCCAAGUCGGGCCUCGUGGGCUCGGUGAGCAACGCGGUGACGGUGAGCCUGCACGUCUUCGACGUCCUCAUCUGCCUCGGCUGCGUGCCGCUCACCGUGGCCCUGCUGCUGUCCCCGCUGGAGCGCAGCACGCCACUGCUGUGCUGCUCGCACGAGGCCGCCACGUCCUUCGCCGGCGUGGCCACCGCCGCCAGCGUCCUCGUCAUCAGCAUCGACCGCUACGACAUCUCCGUGCGGCCCGCCAACCGCGUGCUCACGCCGGCGCGCGCCGGCGCCAUCCUCGCCAUCGUGUGGGCGCUGUCCUUCCUGGCGUUCCUCAUCCCCUUCCUGGAGGUGAGCUUCUUCAUGGAGGCGGCCUCAGAAGAGCCCAACUCCAAACCCUGGCAGAACAAGACGCUGCUGUGCGUCAACCGCAACGAGUACCACAAGGAGAUGGGCAUGUACUACCACCUGCUGGUCCAGGUGCCCUUCUUUGCCAUCACCACCGUCGUCAUGCUCGUGACCUACUCCAAAAUCCUGCAGGCGCUCAACAUCAAGAUCGGCUCGCGGUUCUCCGUGACGGCGCCCAAGAGGAAAAAGAAGAAGCCCGGCAAGGCGGCCAACAAGAAGCGCAAGCGCACGGCGCACACGGCGUCCACCACGUCGAGCGGCCACCGCGAGAGCACGCUGUCGCACAGCAGCGGCGCUCAGAACAACGCGCCGAUGGGGGUGCGCACGUCCGUGUCUGUCAUCCUGGCGCUCAAGCGCGCCGUCAAGAGGCACAGGGAGAGGCGAGAGAGGCAGAAGCGCGUCUUCAGGAUGUCGCUCAUCAUCAUCUCCACGUUCCUCGUCUGCUGGACGCCCAUCUCGGUGCUCAACACGGUCAUCCUGUGCAUGGGCCCGAGCGACGUGCUCGUGAAGAUCAGACUCUGCUUCCUGGCCAUGGCCUACGGCACGACCAUCUUCCACCCGCUGCUCUACGCGUUCACCAGACAGAAGUUCCAGAAGGUGCUAAAGAACAAGAUGAAGAAGCGUGUGGUGUCCGUGGUGGAGGUGGACCAGCUUCCGCCGCACAGCGGCGCCGUCAUCCACAACUCGUGGAUUGAGCCGCAGCGCAAUCGCAAGGUCAAGUACAAUGGCAGCAACGUCACGGACAAGUGCGUGACGGAGGUCAUCAAAGAGUGAGACGCUUGUAACCCCCGCUGAAGAAAUCACUUAACGGGUGCUUUUACAUUUAUAUAUAAUGGAAAAAAGGACAAACUGCUGUAUUGUGGCAUGUGGUAUUACAGGGAAAAAAGAAAGGGUGUUUGUGGUCAAAAAAAAUUUUUUUUGGGUGUUUAUGAAAACUGAAGUUGAAUACCAAUACAGUAUCUGCUGCUUAUUUAUUUUAAUUUUUCUACACGCGGUUUUAAGAUUGUUAUAAUGGCGAAGCCAGCCGUGGCUACUUGAGUUCAUGAUUUCGUAAAAGAAGAGACAGAAUAUAUGUAUAAAAGAUAUAUAAAAUUAUGAUGUGCAAAAAAAAUUUUCUUUUGUCUACGUGUAUGAAAAACAAAUCUUUGAUUAACAUUUCUUUUUGAGCAAAUUCAUCUUUUUUGCACAGACGUGUGCUUGUUAAACGUGACUUUAUGGAAUGUGAACAUAUUAACUCGUGCUGCCCCACACACGUUUGUGAUGGUGAUUAUUACGUCAAUAUAAAACAAAAACUGAUCAAAUACAUAAAUAAAGCAAUGCGAGGGACUUUUAUAUGGAGACUUUUUUUAGGCCUGUUUUACUACAUAUAUCCUUGCCGUUUAUAAUACAUUGUAAUUGCAAUGUAAUCUAACAAUUGAAAAAUGUUGCAUCGUCACUAUGAACUUCAUUAUCCUGGAUUGUGCUUUUUAAACGCCAUUUACUAAACUUGGCACGAUACGGUGAUUUAACCCCUCGUUAAAAGCAGAAAUGGCUUUAAGCGAUGUUUUUUUUGUUUAAAGCAACGGGAAGUGAAAUUAAUACAUUAAAUGGUGAACCAAACGUGAAGUUAGAAGAGGUGUAUUGUAUAUACUGUACAUAUUCAACAAAUGCACAGUCAUAGAACAAACACUGAUGGGUGGUACCAGUGAAGUAAAAUUGAUACCAGUGAAACCAGGCCACGCUUGCAAAGAGGCAAUGCUGUGGCAUGCAUCUCAACUGGUAAUUUUCGUCCUCCUGGUUAAUUAAAGGAUACCGAUGGGACUGAUAUUAAUCUCCUGGCACUGUCACGCUAGGAGAUGAAUUUCAUUUUACACGGCAGCCUUCUUUCACGGGGCUCCUGUGCUUUUUUGUUUGUUUUCUUUCUCCAACCAUCAUUUUAAAACCAACGCACAUUCCACGUGGAGUUAUGCAUAAGUGCACAAUCAUAUUUCAUUUCGCCGAUUUCACCGCGCGGUCACGUCCACCGACGUUCUAGGUAGGGCAUGUGCAGGGGCUAGCGGUCGGAUUGCUGCUGAACGGAGAAGGAAUGGGAGCUCGGGCGAGUGCCUUGGUUUGAAACGGAGCUUGAGGGUUUAUUCAGGAAGCAGAAGCUUUUUCGAGAGAGAGAGAGAGAGAGAAAAAAAACCCCAUAGAGAGGCCAUCGGCGCGCACACUUUUUUUGCGAUAUCUUGCAACGACAAAAAAAAUGUGAAAAUGCACGUGGGCAAUCUCUUUGAUCGCUCGUGACCAAAAAGCGGUCCCCCCCUCCCUCACCGGGUAUGAUUGGACACCUUGGCGAUGCGCCGCUGUGACGCGCCGUGGCAAACGAUCAGCGCCCCGGGGGUCAAUCGCGUUGGCGUUCUCACAACAGUGCUUCUUCACUUCUUUUCUUCGAAACCGAUGCCCACGUGUCCGAAUUUAGAAGUGCCGCUUCUGUUACACGUUGUGCAAUGAUCGAAAUCAAUGAAUGUCGUCUCGCAAAAAAUAAAAAAUGACAGGACACGCACCGCACCGCACGCACAAGAGACAUGAAUUGUGCACAUUUGAAACAAACUUAUGCUGUAGAUAAUGUCUCGCAACCAUGUCUUGCUGAUGCAGACUCUGUACACUGUGUAUUAUAGCUUGUAACCGUGUUCCCCACAUUAAAACCCAUGUACCGCGCUUAACUUGAUUUAACAACAAAAAUCUAUAUUGAAAAGUGAUUUAAAACUGUGUACAGAUAUAUAGAGUGUGCUGCUGUUAAACUUAAAACAUAUAUAACUUAAGAUGAAACUUCAGGGAACUAAAUGCAGCGUGUAAUAGAUGCAACCUGUUAAAACUAAUUCACAAAAUGAGUGGGCGGGGAAUAAAUAUUCAAAAUAAACAUGAUAAUUACUUUCGUGCCGGGUUAUUUGAGAGAUAAAGAGAUACAUCGUGAUCAUUUAGUACAUAUGGUGUUCGCGCCACUACGUAUAGUGCACGGCUACCUAUCACGAGGGCACUAUGUUUGAAAUAAUUGAGAUGACACACACACACACGCACGCAAAGACAAAGAUAAAGAUCCCCCAUAUAGCCUUAACAGACUGUAGGGGCAAGUGCUGUUAGCGAGCACCUAUGAAGGCCGGAACGGUACACACGCACGCAUACACACGCACACACACGCACACACGCGCACCCAUUAAGGGUGCAUACUCCUAAUGCAGGCAAUCGGGUUAUUCCUUUGCAAAUUCCUGGGGCUGCCAAAUGCACGGACGUGGAUGUACAAUGUUCCAUACGGUGCUAAAAUGCUGCAUUGAGUAGGGGUUGAAUUAGGGUUGCUGGAGAGGAAAUUGCCCAACCCAAGUUGAGAUCUUGCAGGGUCACUUGCUGGUAUAAUAAGCUACUGCGCGGGGUUGUUCGCGAUUGUGCUGUUCAUAGCUCUGCAAUGGGUUUUCGUCGCGAUGUCCCACCUUUGGCUUUACGUGCUCGGAGCUUCUUCUUAGGAAUCGAAUAUAAAAAUGCUCCCAGCACGUGGAGCGUCAGGACGUCUUGGCAAACCACAGCCCAAUAUACAACCAGGGAACACAUCGGAGAGAUCCAACAACGAGCAUUUAUGAGAGCUUCCACUUGUUUUCUAGAAUUGGCCUGCGUGUAGCGAUGCAAGGGAUUGUGGGCACGAACGUGUGUGAGCUUCAACGGUUGUGUUUUUUUCUCUUGCGGCCCAAGUUGUGUCAGCAAAGGAACAGAGACAGAUGGUUUAAGCUGCCAUAAUUAAGAAUCUCUUAUCACGUGCAUUUACUGAUAAUGUAUUCAUUGUGAGAACAUCGUUGUAUUAAAUGCAACCAUUUUUAUGGUUUAAAAAAUAUAUAUAUAUAUUUCGUUAUAUAAUUGGCACACGAAAAAACUUGUCAGGAUACUCUUCAGAUAACCCAAUGUACAGCGCUCGUGCAUCCGUUUUCUUCCACGUACGAAAAUAAACCCCACUCGGUCUUCCACGCUGCCGAAUUGGGUUGCCUAGUCCUCUUUAAUCUCUCAAAUAGCAUGUUGCAGAAACGAAAACAGAGCAAUGUUAUCCAGGCCCAAAGGAUAAUUCGAGUCAAUGACAAGACUGCCGUAUUCUAUUUGCGAAUAACUUUAAAAUUGGCUACAAUUACUCUUAAUAUUAUUUGUAUAGUUCCUAAGCUUUUUGGAUUUUCAAGUGGAGAGAGAAAGAGCAAUUUUAAACGUGCAGUCCAAAGCCAUCCAUUUUAACCCCUCGCUGAGCAUCACCCAGUUCAAUCUGAUAAGGUCAUGCUGAUCAUUAAGUUAACGUGCUAAAAAUACACCUUUUCCUGAAUAAAUGACUCUGUAAGAAUCAAUGCAGUGCACUGAGAUAGGCGUUAAAAUCCACUAUUGCACGUUGAAAUGAAUACCGAUGAUGCAUUUUACGGCAGCAGCGUCGAUGUAAAAUGCUUAAUAUGAAUUACAUGAGCGUCCUCGUACAGGCGGAGGCCAAAGGCAGUUCACUUCAACAGAUUUUUUAUUAUCUGUUAUGCUGCUUGACUUCGACACAUGUGCGGUUGGUUCUAAAUUACACGCAUUGCAUUGGAACCACACUUAACUCACGCACGCACGUGAUCUCCUUUCCCGGAUUAUUCAAUUGGCUCAUUGCAAGCACAGGGCAUGUUUAGUGGCCAAAAAGAUACGUAUGAAUGAAAGCUAAUGGUGAAGGGUAAGUGCAAAACAUUCAUUUAGAAUUGUAUUAAGCUAUUUUUUUCCCUUGUAAUAUUUGGUGAAAAAAUUCAUGAUUAACGUAGUUAUUCUUUGAAAUAAAAUUAAUCCGUUGUAAAUCUGUUAUCAUGGCAGAGGACACUUGGGUAGCGCCAACACAAGUACUGUGCUCAAAUGGUAAUUUUGCAUAAAACAUUUAAAUGUGAAUACCAUACUUUUCUCACGAUAAGAAAACAAUUUGUGUGGUGUUUCUGCUCAUUCAUGAAAUGUCAAGAGGACUCGAGUGUGGUUCGUACACUCGUGAGAAAUUGGCGGAGCGCUAUCUUGUGACCCAAAGGGCUAAUGCACCACACCAGGGUACCGAGCAGAACGCCACAGUGGUUCUCAAGUUCAAACUCCGGGGUUGAUACACAAUUAAAAAAAUAAACCCUUUCAUUCUGUCUCCACCAACAACAAAACACGUUCCGAUGGGUUUGACAUUUCCAUUGCAGCCUAUGACGACGACUGCACAAAAUGUUAUCAUUUCCAGCCAGCGGCGUAGCUAUCAAGUGUGCAGGCGGUGCAACUGCACAAAGGGGCUAUGGGUUGGAGCGGGGUGGGGUGGGUAGGGGCGGCUCAGUUGCCAGGCUUCAAAGAGCAGGAGAAAUUGGACAGUGCGGGCCCUAUUUCUUUCAUUGCAUCAGGGCCCAUGCCAAGCACGCUACAGCACUGGUUCGGGAUUUUGUGCUUGCACUUGAUUUGAUUGUACCGAGCUCCGAGCGUAUAACAUGAGGAAGGGGGGUUUUGAGUGGACAUGUUGCAUGCCAAGCAGAGGAUGCCUCUCUGUCUACCAGAGUUGAGGUUACAUUGGACACACGGUGGGAGCAUGGUAAUUCAGGAGACUCGUGCGUGUGUGUGUGUUGUGCCGAACUGGGAUCAGUGAUUUUUAGAACACGUAAAAGGUUAAAACAAAACUGCACAAAGGAAAAUAAAUAAGGAUGUCUACUCAAAACUGACAUCCAAAGCACAUUGGCAAUCAAGAAAAAUAGACUUUAAAAAUAUCUAAUUAUUAAUGCGAAAUAAUUUAACGCAAGUUCAUUUUGGUGUAUUUGUACAUUGUACUGUAUAAAUGUUGCUAUUUGUAUUUGCAGAUCCAGAAUUUCAAGUCUGUUAGCUUACCAUGCAGUGAAGCAUUAUUAGAUGUGGCUUCACAUCUUUAUCCUGAUCUUGUACCUAACUGUUGCACAGUAUGGGUGUUCUUCAGUCACAAUAUAUUGUAAUUUAUUUAUAAGCGCCACAUACUUUGUGCAUUACAGCAGGCAAUGCAUUUGUAUUUAUUUUCUGUUGAGAAUAAAAUUGAUCAAAGAGA
This is a messenger RNA of Lethenteron reissneri (Far Eastern brook lamprey), 7622 nucleotides long. RefSeq names its product G protein-coupled receptor 22 (gene GPR22). The record is from RefSeq and is a predicted model, not a curated record. Gene Ontology annotation, molecular function: G protein-coupled receptor activity; peptide binding. Gene Ontology annotation, biological process: cellular response to hormone stimulus; G protein-coupled receptor signaling pathway. NCBI's taxonomy places the organism in Eukaryota, Metazoa, Chordata, Hyperoartia, Petromyzontiformes, Petromyzontidae. Gene Ontology annotation, cellular component: plasma membrane.